ACAACGCAGAGCUCCCCAUCUCCUUCCUCGGCAGCUGGCACGGUGGUUGUGGAAGAUGGCCUCGCCGGUUCACGACCGAAGGUGCGUCGAGGGAAUCGUUGCGCCGCCAACCGGAACAGGCGGCGACCCGCCGGUGCCGGCCAGGGACUGGUCGGUGCUGCCGCUGGAUGCCCUCGCGUCGAUCUUCGUCAAGCUCGGCGCCAUCAAGAUCCUGAUGGGCCCGGGCCUCGUGUGCCGCUCCUGGCUCCAGGCCGCCAUGCUGCCCGAGCUGUGGCGGUCCGUGGACAUGGCAUGGCACAGGGCGGUUGACGCCGAGAGAGUCGAUGUCCUGCGAGCCAUGGCGAAGGUCGCCGUGGACCGCUCCGGCGGGCGGCUGGAGGUGUUCAAGGGGAGGCGGUUCGUGACCGACGAGCUCUUGCACUACAUAGGGGAAAGGUUUGCACCUACCAACUCUCUGAAAGCUCGCCAUCCGAUGUACUCAUCUGACAACAUCGUCAACACAGGUCGCCAGCUCUGAAGACCGUCGGCCUCUUCUCAUGCCGCGGCGUCUCCAACCAAGGGUUCGCGCAGCUGAUCGCCAGGUGCCCUCUGCUAGAGGACCUCCACCUUGCUUUCUGCCAUAGGAUCGGCGGCCGUGAUGUCUACGAGGCUAUCGGCAGGGCAUGCCCGCGGCUCAAGCGCUUCAGGCUGGGCACGAGGAUGAUCGAAUCCUUGCUCGCUAGCUGUAGUGAUAGGCCCGGGGAAGCGCUCGGGGUUGCGGCGAUGCACGAGCUGCGGACCCUCGCCCUCGUCGGCAGCGCCGUCACCAACGACGAGCUCGCGUCCGUCCUCGACGGCUGCCCUCGCCUGGAGAGUCUCGACCUGCGCGACUGCUUCAACAUCGUCGCCGACGACGCGCUGCGGGCGAGGUGCGCCGGGAUCAAGUCGCUGGUGCUUCCUCCCCUCCGUCGCGAGGUUGAUGAUGAGGACGAGCACGAAACUUACUCCUACCGUGCUUCCGAUUUCGGCUUCGCCACCGAUUGUGAGAUGUAAUCCUUAAAUUGUGGACGCUGCAUGCGCCGCCUUAGCCUUGCUACUAGUACUAGCGUGAAUGCAACAACGGAAUUUAUCUGAAUGUGAAUUUAUCUGAA
This is a messenger RNA of Panicum virgatum (switchgrass), 1130 nucleotides long. RefSeq names its product F-box protein SKIP19-like. The coding region runs from base 56 to 517 and encodes 153 amino acids. Gene Ontology annotation, molecular function: protein binding. The transcript is spliced from 2 exons. Lineage: Eukaryota; Viridiplantae; Streptophyta; Magnoliopsida; Poales; Poaceae. The record is from RefSeq and is a predicted model, not a curated record.